Onychomys torridus (southern grasshopper mouse) is the source of this 2052-nucleotide messenger RNA. RefSeq names its product T-box transcription factor T (gene Tbxt). Gene Ontology annotation, cellular component: nucleus. The coding region runs from base 128 to 1432 and encodes 434 amino acids. Lineage: Eukaryota; Metazoa; Chordata; Mammalia; Rodentia; Cricetidae. The transcript is spliced from 8 exons. Gene Ontology annotation, molecular function: DNA-binding transcription factor activity, RNA polymerase II-specific; RNA polymerase II cis-regulatory region sequence-specific DNA binding. Gene Ontology annotation, biological process: heart morphogenesis; regulation of transcription by RNA polymerase II; positive regulation of DNA-templated transcription. The record is from RefSeq and is a predicted model, not a curated record.
GGGACCCAGGUGUGGUCUCUGGGCUCCGCGAGUGACCCUCUUUCUUGCAAAAGCGGUGCUGAGAGAGUGAAGGUGGCUCUUGGGUAGGCAGUCAAGACUCUGGGGCGGUGGAGAGGGCGGCCGGAGGAUGAGCUCCCCCGGCACCGAGAGCGCAGGGAAGAGCCUGCAGUACCGAGUGGACCACCUGCUCAGCGCCGUGGAGAGCGAGCUGCAGGCGGGCAGCGAGAAGGGCGACCCCACCGAGCGGGAGCUGCGAGUGGGCUUGGAGGAGAGCGAGCUGUGGCUGCGCUUCAAGGAGUUAACGAACGAGAUGAUUGUGACCAAGAACGGCAGGAGGAUGUUCCCGGUGCUGAAGGUGAACGUGUCGGGUCUGGACCCCAAUGCCAUGUACUCCUUCCUGCUGGACUUCGUGGCAGCUGACAAUCACCGCUGGAAGUACGUGAACGGGGAGUGGGUACCUGGGGGCAAGCCGGAGCCUCAGGCGCCCAGCUGCGUCUACAUCCACCCAGACUCGCCCAACUUCGGGGCCCACUGGAUGAAGGCGCCGGUGUCUUUCAGCAAAGUCAAACUCACCAACAAGCUCAACGGAGGAGGGCAGAUCAUGUUGAACUCCUUGCAUAAGUACGAGCCUCGGAUUCACAUUGUGAGAGUUGGGGGCCCACAACGCAUGAUCACUAGCCACUGCUUCCCCGAGACCCAGUUCAUAGCUGUGACUGCCUACCAGAACGAGGAGAUCACAGCCCUUAAAAUUAAAUACAAUCCAUUUGCGAAAGCCUUCCUCGAUGCAAAAGAAAGAAACGACCAUAAAGAUGUGACGGAGGAACCCGGGGACUGCCAGCAGCCGGGGUAUUCCCAAUGGGGGUGGCUUGUUCCUGGCACCAGCACCCUCUGUCCACCUGCCAGCUCCCACCCUCAGUUUGGAGGCUCCCUCCCUCUUCCCUCCACACACGGCUGUGAGAGGUACCCAGCUCUGAGGAACCACCGCUCAUCACCUUACCCCAGCCCGUAUGCUCAUCGGAACAACUCUCCAACCUAUGCCGACAAUUCAUCUGCGUGCUUAUCCAUGCUGCAAUCCCACGACAACUGGUCUAGCCUGGGAGUGCCUGGCCACACCAGCAUGCUGCCCAUGAGUCAUAGCACCAGCCCACCUACUGGCUCUAGCCAGUACCCCAGCCUGUGGUCUGUGAGCAACGGCACCAUCACCCCAGGCUCCCAGACAGCUGGGGUGUCCAACGGGCUAGGAGCCCAGCUCUUUCGAGGUUCCCCUGCACAUUAUGCACCCCUGACGCACACGGUCUCAGCCGCCACGUCCUCUGGCUCCCCGAUGUAUGAAGGGGCUGCUACAGUCACAGACAUUUCUGACAGCCAGUACGACACGGCCCAAAGCCUCCUCAUAGCCUCGUGGACACCCGUGUCGCCUCCGUCCAUGUGAAUUGAACUCGUCUCCAUGUGCUAAGACUUGGAACAACCAGUGUCGAUUGGCUCUUCUUCUAGACACAGCAUGGCAGGCUCUUGGGACAAGGGAAAGAAAGAAAAGCUUGCUACUAACUCCAUUUUCAAGUAAGAGGAACAGUCUGUGUCCUGUUGAUCAUGUCUCACAGCCUCUUGCUUGACACCUGCGGUAGUGAUGUGUGUCCUACAGGUGAAGCCAGGUACAGAGAUGAGGCUAUGGUCCAGUUUCCUGUGACUGGCAGUCCGAAUCCUUUGCCAGCAUCCUAUACCUCGUGUUUGUCUCUUCUACAACAUGUAGGUGACUCUGAUGUACCGGAAUUUGCCCACCCCUGUCCUACUUUAGUGAGACACAGGCACACUUCUGAUGCCCCCUCCUUCUUGCUUUAGAGUAGUUAACUUUGAGGACAGAGACAGAUCAGAGCCAGCAGAUUGUAACUGAAUUGGAAACUGCUCCAUCCUCUGGAAGAUGUCUACUUUAAGCACAUGUAGCUUUUUGUGUUGUGAAGGCAACUGUGUGAUACUUUUCUGUUGACAAAGUAGCCAAAGACAAUCGGCAGAAAGUUUCUUUUCUGCACAAUAAAGGCAAUAUGCAGCACAUGG